This is a messenger RNA of Stylophora pistillata, 2914 nucleotides long. RefSeq names its product inositol hexakisphosphate kinase 1. Gene Ontology annotation, molecular function: inositol hexakisphosphate kinase activity. Lineage: Eukaryota; Metazoa; Cnidaria; Anthozoa; Scleractinia; Pocilloporidae. Gene Ontology annotation, biological process: inositol phosphate biosynthetic process; phosphatidylinositol phosphate biosynthetic process. Gene Ontology annotation, cellular component: cytoplasm; nucleus. The record is from RefSeq and is a predicted model, not a curated record.
AAUAGUUAGGUGACGUCAUAAAGAAAGAGAGGUUGCCGAAGAAAGUUUUGUUGUUCGAAGCUAUUGAUAAGAUCCCGUGACAUAGAAAAAGGAAACGUACAUCUUGUGUUUCCUUUCGCUGAAAUUGAAUUUAAAAACUGGUGUCGUUAUUUAUAAAGAAAGAUAGUGUUAUUGUUUGUAGUGUACUUGUAAUAAUUCGUAUUUUAAGGGAGAGACUGUGUGCAUAUGGCGGUGAUGCCCGUUGCGAAACAAGAUUUUGUCUCUUUGGAACCGUUUGUUCAUCAAGUCGGAGGGCAUUCCUCCAUGAUGAAAUUUGACGAUGUGUCUGUCUGUAAACCUCUAAAUCAACGAGAGCAUCGCUUUUAUGAGGAACUGCCAUCAGAAAUGCACCCCUUCACUCCGAAGUAUCGAGGAGUGGUUUAUGUAAGCUUUGAAGAAGACGAGGAUGGUUAUAUCCAUCUGACAGCUCACCCAAACAAGUUAGCAUUAGAAUGUCAAAAUAAAGAUGGCUCUUCCAAAUUCAGCUGUAGCACAAAUGGUAGUUCCUCAGACAGUGACAGCAGUGGAGAGGAAGUGAUAGGAUCACCCCAGCUGAGGUCACCAAGAGUUGGUAUAGUUGGAUCAGUAGAGACAGGUCCAUACAGGGUGCGACUUCGGAGUGGAAAGCUAGAACUCAUAAGCACUAGGAAUGAAGGAUUCUUUGAUGCAGGAGAUAUGACUGAUCACUCAUCAGAUCAUGCCUCCCACGGGUGGCCUGAGAAUGAAAUCUUCACAAGCUGCUAUACUGGAAGGAACAGCAUUAAUGGGAGUGCAGGUGCAAAUCCUUGGAGUUUGCAUUGUCAUAAGGAAGAAGUAAACAAAAUGAGAAAACUGGGCCCAUCAUCUAAAGCACACAAAUACAUUGUUUUGGAAAAUGUGGCUUUCCAAUUUUCUUCACCUUGUAUUCUGGACUUAAAAAUGGGAACGCGGCAACAUGGAGACGAUGCAACUGGUGAAAAAAGAGAUCGACUUAUUGCGAAAGUAGAAAAAUCUACGUCAAAAACUCUUGGAAUAAGAGCAUGUGGUAUGCAGGUAUACAAAAAGAAUUCAGGAAGAUUUAUGUGUCACAACAAAUAUCAUGGACUUAAGCUUCGUGAAGAAGGCUUCAAAGAGGAAUUGAUUACUUUCCUUCACAAUGGACAACAGUUUAGAACAGAACUAAUAGAACCUUUACUUCAAAGGCUUCGAAAGUUGUACAAAGUCAUUGAGAAGCAACACUCGUUCCGUUUCUACUCAAGUUCCUUGUUGUUAAUGUAUGAAGGAGACAUGGACGAUUCAGUUGAAACAACAAAGAGUUGUAGUUCUACAAAAGAGAGAGAAAAAGGCCAAAGCAAGGCAGAAACACCAACCAGCAAUCACAGUAAUUUAAACAAUAUCAGUCAGUGUUUCAGUCAUCGCUGCAAGGUUGAUGUCCGAAUGAUUGACUUUGCUCACACAACACACAGUGGGUUCUCUGGGGACCGCACCCGUACUGGACCUGACACAGGCUACUUGUUUGGUCUCAAGAACUUGAUAAGACUUCUGGAAGAUAUCCAAGAAAAAUACCAUGAUUUUACAGACACCAGUCCUGAUUCUAACCUAUGAUAAUCCUUAUUAAGUUCCAACCUGAGAAUAUCAACAAACUAAUUGAUCCAAAUUAAUGUGCAGUCCCUGCCCCUUUCAUGUUGGGUCUUUGGUUGGUUGCCUGAUCCCUUCUAUCAAUUUCUUUUUCAAUGUUUGAAUUUUGGAACUCUGACCCCAGCCUUGGUAAGGCUGGGUAUGUUCAUAUCCUGGUACCUGACUUUGGUAUAUUUUAGUGCAUGCAGGUUUGGACCCAAAAUACAAAAUUCUGUAGGAGAUACUAAUUCUUGAGAUGAAGUAAAACAAUCUUCUAAUUGACAUCAAUGCACAAAAUAAAUGGUAAAAAAUUCAGUUGAAAUUAAAGUUUAUGAAAACAAAAGUGAAUAUUCAUAUUGAUUAGUAUUAAUUAUGUAUACUUACAGAAUAUUAAUAAUUUUGAUUCACCCAAAGAAUCUUUGCACAAGGCAGCUUAGUAGUACCAUAUUUUCUAUUCUGAUCACUAUUAAGGAGAAAUGUUGUGCUUUCAUUGAAAUGGUUAUGUUCAAUAUAUAGAAUAUGGACAGAGCUGAGUAACGUAUAUAUGCACACGCCAUGUUUUGGCAUGGAAACACAGGUUUUGAGUCAUUUGCUUGGUUGAUUUCUAUUCUGUUGUUUUGAGGUGUCUUCCUUGCAACCUAUCUCUUGUAUAACAACUUAGAAAAGCCUUGUACACCCCCUAAAUAUUUUCAAAAAUUAAUUUUCUCUUUAAAAACUUUGGAAAUUGGAUAAUGCCUUUGAUGACAACAAAAUGCCUUGGCUUCAAAAUGCCAGCUCCUUAUUGUUUUCGCAAAUUUUGCUAAAUUUUAAACCUUGCACACUCGAGCCGAUGUUGUUGACCGCAUACCUUUGACAUUAAUCAGCUCUGUCUAGAAUACACAGUAAGUAUGAAACUGAAAGUGGUAAAGGUCACAAUUAAUACCACUGCUGCAAUUAGGGUCACUUACAAAACUUCCCUUUACCAAUCACAUUGUUCAAGACAAAUGAUGAUUCUAUUCAGUACCUAGGAUCAAAAUUUUGGAAUUCACUGCACCUUUUGUAUAAUCAUAUAGCUUAGUUUUGUCUAAGCUAGUGACUUUUGUAAUAGCAGUUGCACUGUAAACAUGGAAAUUAUUAUCAAUUUUAUGUGGAUCAUUCAAAUAUUGUUCAUGCUCUAUAAUAUCCAAGGAUUUCAUCAUUAUUGGCAAUUAGUUCGGAUGGGGUUUCAGCAGAAAUGGGUUUCUUGUUGCUAUUUAUUAUAACUAAGUCCACAUGAAUUAAAUGAAACCUUUCUUAAGUA